UCCGCCGUUAUCGCAGGUCACAGCCUGACAGCCAUAAACCUCCCCAACCCACCUCACCCAUCUGCGAACUCCGGCGAGAUGCUCCCGCUCCGGCUGCUGCCGCCGCUCUCGUUCCCACUGCCGCGUGGCCCCACGCCGCGCCGACUCUUCGCCACUGCGGCUUCCGCGUCGCCGCUCCCAUGGCCGGGCCUCCACGCAUGGCGCCGGGCCCCGCCAAGCGACCUCCGCACGUGGGGCCCGCACGGGCCCUGCGCUCCCCCCGACGCCGACGAGGCCGGCUCGGAGGAAGCUAGCGCGUCCUCGUCGCUGGCCGAGAUGGGCGCCCUCGUGCUGUCCACCGCCGACCCCCUCGCCAAGGCGCGGCUCACUCACGCUGCCUUCACACGGUGGGUCGCCGGGCUCCCCGUCGGCUUGGCCGGAGCCCCUGACCACCCCGCCAGGCCUGAUAAGCCCAUCGUGGUGACGCAGAAGGAGAUCACCACGCACAAGCAGAUGGGGGUGCCGCUCAACGCGUACAUGCUCCACAUGUUGGCGCACGUCGAGCUCAAUGCGAUCGACCUUGCCUGGGACACGGUCGUGCGGUUCUCGCCGCUCCGGGACACGCUGGGGGAUGGCUUCUUCGCGGAUUUUGCGCGUGUGGCUGACGAUGAGAGCCGGCAUUUUCGGUGGUACUCCCAGCGGCUCACUGAGCUUGGGUUCAGCUACGGUGAUAUGCCUGUUCACAAUCUUCUGUGGAGAGAGUGUGCGAAAUCCUCAAGUGACGUUUCCGCGCGAUUGGCAGUGAUACCGCUAGUUCAGGAAGCUCGAGGCCUUGAUGCUGGACCAAGACUUGUCCAUAAGUUACUUGGUUUUGGGGAUCAUAGAUCCGCAGAUAUUGUGAAUAAAGUAGCAGAGGAAGAGCUUGCACACGUUUCUGUAGGUUUGCAUUGGUUCCUGAAAGUAUGCCAAAUGAUGGGUCGUGUCCCAGAUGCAACUUUUAGAGACUUGAUAAAGGAGCAUGAUGUGGUGCUGAAGGGUCCAUUUAACUACUCAGCUCGCGAUGAAGCUGGCAUACCCCGAGAAUGGUAUGAAGAGAAGUUAAAGCAUGAAAAGCCAAGUAAACUUUUGGAGGUGCACGAUAGAUUAGCCUGCAUUGUUGAGAUGGAGAAGGAGAAUACAAGUUUGAAUGGCUAGAGUCGUAUUUG
This is a messenger RNA of Oryza brachyantha (malo sina), 1184 nucleotides long. RefSeq lists its product as uncharacterized. The transcript has 7 exons. Bases 79 to 1173 code for a protein of 364 amino acids. Lineage: Eukaryota; Viridiplantae; Streptophyta; Magnoliopsida; Poales; Poaceae. The record is from RefSeq and is a predicted model, not a curated record.